This is a messenger RNA of Pyrgilauda ruficollis (rufous-necked snowfinch), 1468 nucleotides long. It is a transcript of the gene DNAJC17, whose product is annotated as DnaJ heat shock protein family (Hsp40) member C17. Gene Ontology annotation, molecular function: RNA binding. Gene Ontology annotation, cellular component: spliceosomal complex. Gene Ontology annotation, biological process: spliceosomal complex disassembly. The record is from RefSeq and is a predicted model, not a curated record. The transcript has 10 exons. Lineage: Eukaryota; Metazoa; Chordata; Aves; Passeriformes; Passeridae. Bases 171 to 1385 code for a protein of 404 amino acids.
AACAUGCCCAGCAGGGGGCUGCGCACCUUGACUGUUGCCGUCCUCUGAGGCCGCGUGGUGCAUCACGGUGCUUGUAGUCCACCUUCCCGGGUGGCGCGUGGUGAGGCGACGUGCGAGGACUACAUUUCCCAGCGACCGCGGCGCCAGGAGCGGAACCGGGAAGCGCGAAGAUGGCGGUGGAUAAGGAGCUGCUGGAGCGGGACCUCUACGGGCUGCUGGGGAUCGGCGAGAAAGCGUCCGAGAAGGAGGUGAGGGGCGCGGGCGGCUCGGGACGGGCUCCUUCUCUCCCCUCCAUCCCUUUCCCGGUCUCCUUGGGAGCGGCGCGUUCCCGGCGCGGCGCUGAGCUGAGGGGCUGCUCCAAGCGCUGCUGCGGGACCGGGGCUGUCGGACGGAAAAAUCCCGUUUUUACUGACAUUGCGUUGUCAUAUCCCGGUUUUACUGGAAUUGGCCUCGUUCCCCCAGUUCACCCCUCAAUCCUGCGGGGCGGAACCCGCCUGUGGAGGAAGGGAGAACUGCGGGGUCGUUCUGGGACAUGUUGUUCUCGCUUUGUUUAUGUGCUUCCAGAAGGGAAAUUCCCGUGGCUUUUCCUGCACAUUCCCAAUCCCGGGAGCUUUGUCCACCAGUUUCCCACUGUUGUGCUGGUUCCUUGGCAGGCAGCCUAUGACAGGGUGAGGAGGGCGAAGAAGGAGGCUGCAGCAAGGACACAGAAACUCGAUGAGAAGAGGAAGAAAGUAAAGCUUGAUCUUGAAGCCAGAGAACGGGAAGCCCAGUCCCAGGAGAAUGAAGAGGAGGAGAUCAGGAUAACGAGAUCAUUAGAAGAAGAAAUAAUCCGCCUGCGUGAGGAGGGCUCCCGGCAGCUGGAGGAGCAGCAGAGGCUGGUCAGGGAGCAGAUCCGUCUGGAAAGGGAGCAGCACAGCCGAGGCAGGCAGGAAAGAAAUGGAGCAGAAGGCAAAAUAACUCCUAAGCUCAAGCUCAGGUGGAAAUGCAGGAAGGAAGAUGAGACUGGAGGGGGAUACUCCAAAGAUGUGCUGCUGAAGAUCCUACAGAAGUAUGGUGAUGUGCUCAAUUUGUUGAUCUCCAGCAGGAAGACUGGGAGCGCAGUGGUGGAAUUUGCCACGGUGAAGGCAGCUGAGAUGGCUGUGAAGAAUGAGGUUGGCCUGCUAAAUAACCCCCUGAAGAUUUCCUGGCUGGAGGGCCAGCCCCAGAGCCGCCCCAGCACCGUCCUCCCUGACAGCACCAGCCAGCCCAGGAGCUCACAGGCGUCGGUGGUGUCGGAGCGGGACUACGAGAGCCUGGUGAUGAUGAGGAUGCGCCAGGCGGCCGAGAGGCAGCAGCUCAUCGAGCAGCUCCAGCGGGAAGAUGAGGAGGAAAAGUCCCACACUUAGCAUGAGAGUAUGGAUUCUUCCCACCCCUCCGUCCCUUCAGAGCUGUUUCUUUAUUUAAGUCAAUAAACCUCCUUUUUUCUAAA